GGCGGGCAGUGAUGGCGGCGGGUGAUGGGGACGUGAAGCUAGGCACCCUGGGGAGUGGCAGUGAGAGCAGCAGCGACGGCAGCAGCGAGAGCCCCAGCGGCGCGGGAGCGGCAACAGAAGGGGGCGGCUGGGCGGCAGCAGUGUUGGCGCUUUUGACGGGGGGCGGGGAAAUGCUGCUGAACGUGGCGCUGGUGGCGCUGGUGCUGCUGGGGGCCUACCGGCUGUGGGUGCGCUGGGGGCGGCGGGGUCUGGGCGCCGGGGCCGGAGCGGGCGAGGAGAGUCCCGCUGCCUCUCUGCCUCGCAUGAAGAAGCGGGACUUCAGCUUGGAGCAGCUGCGCCAGUACGACGGGUCCCGCACCCAGCGCAUCCUGCUCGCGGUCAAUGGGAAAGUCUUCGACGUGACCAAAGGCAGCAAGUUCUACGGCCCGGCCGGUCCAUAUGGAAUAUUUGCUGGUAGGGAUGCCUCCAGAGGACUGGCGACAUUUUGCCUAGAUAAAGAUGCACUUAAAGAUGAAUAUGAUGAUCUCUCAGACUUGAAUGCUGUACAAAUGGAGAGUGUUCGAGAAUGGGAAAUGCAGUUUAAAGAAAAAUAUGAUUAUGUAGGCAGACUCCUAAAACCAGGGGAAGAACCAUCAGAAUAUACAGAUGAAGAAGAUACCAAGGAUCACAAUAAACAGGAUUGAACUUUGUAAACAACCAAAGUCAGGGGCCUUCAGAACUGCAAUUCUUAUUACUCCCUUUCACAGAAUGUCCAGCAUCUUUGGGUUUGGUUCACCUGCUGCAAAAAACAUUCAACAGAUUGUAUACAAGCUAAAUGAGUCUCACUAUGAAGAUUUGAAUACUAGACAUUAUUUAUGCUGCCAAACUCAUUUAUUGCAGUUUUUUGUAAUGUCUGGUGGGGCUUCAUCAUCCUGAAAAGGAGGAAACGGACUUUUUAAAGAGCAAGAAAGUCACAAGGUUACUUUUUCCUUCCUUGCUUCCUCCCUCCCUCCUACCCUCCUUCCCUCCCUUCCUUCCUCUUUUUUUUUUUUUAAAUCAAAGACAACCAGAUAUGUAUUUGCUACAUAAGUGUACAAAUCUCAAAAACAGCAAGGGAUUCAUGUGCUGUGUUCUUGUUUUAGCUUUGAGGGAAGAGACUUGGGCAGGAGAAGUUGGGGGUGCACAUCAAUUUGAGUAGUUUAGGUUACUGAAACAUUAAAAUGUGAAUUCCCAAACUUUUCUUUUUGGGUUUUGUCAGGGAAAAGAAAAAUACCUUUAUUUCUAAGAAAUUAAGAGAAGGGAUUUCAAGUGGAUCUAAGUCAAAGCUAAUUCCCCAAUAGUAAGAUCAUUUGAAACUAGUUUUUAUCCCUUCCCUUCCCCUAUUGAUCAAAUCAAUAUUAAUUGUGCCUUAUUUCACUUAUAUAGACUUGAAUUAUUUUAGGGAAAGCCCCUAUGUGAAUUCAGAAGUCACUACAAGCAGCAUUGAGACUGAAGUUGGGAUAUUCUCUUGACCGCAAAACCUUGAAGUCAUUCUGUGUAUAUAGAAUGUAAAAGGAAUAUUCAGUGUUACUGCCACAUAUGUUAAUAUACACAAUCUUAAUUAGCAUUGUAAUGGCCAAAUGCAUUCCCUCAUGCUUUUUCUCUUUUAAAAAAAAUUGAAAAACAAAUCAACCCUGUCCCCCAACAGCUGCCUAAUUUUAGGAGUCUGACCCUCACAUCUCAUUGGUGUGGGUGCAUGGGGCCGUAGUAUGGAUGUUGUAUGGGUGUGUCUGAAUGUGUGUGAGAGCGCCUUGGAAGGGACUCUGCAGAUACUGUAAAUACCAGUACCAUUUUAAUAAAGCAUGUACAAUAAACCAAAA
This is a messenger RNA of Neomonachus schauinslandi (Hawaiian monk seal), 1838 nucleotides long. RefSeq names its product progesterone receptor membrane component 2 (gene PGRMC2). The transcript has 3 exons. The coding region runs from base 12 to 683 and encodes 223 amino acids. NCBI's taxonomy places the organism in Eukaryota, Metazoa, Chordata, Mammalia, Carnivora, Phocidae. Gene Ontology annotation, cellular component: endomembrane system; membrane. The record is from RefSeq and is a predicted model, not a curated record.